AUGUCCAAUCUAGUAACCAAGUAUGCUGUGAACCGUCAACUGUUACGUUCUAGUCUUUUCAAAUCCACUAGUACUUCUUUGAAGAAUAUCCGUCCAUUGUCUUCCACUACUCCUCGUUCCAACGAAAAGACUCCUGUGAGUCCUUCCAUCAAGGCCACAUCUAUUAUCAACAGUUUACCAGGAUCUUCUAUAUUAUCCAAGACCGGUAUCUUAGUUACUGGUGCAGCUGCCAGUGUCUAUGCUAUCUCCAAUGAAUUGUAUGUUAUUUCCGAUGAAAGUAUCCUUGUAUUGACCUUCCUUGGGUUUAUGGGUUUGGUAGCCAAAUAUAUCAGUCCAUUAUAUGGUGAUUUUGCCAAUGAAAGAAUGAACAAGGUCAGUUCUAUCUUGAACUCAUCUAGAGAAAAGCAUAUGAACGCUGUCAAGGAAAGAAUUGAAGAUGUCAAAAGUCUUGAUAGUGUUGUAGACACUACCAAGCUUUUAUUUGAUGUUUCAAGGGAAACUGUUGAAUUAGAAGCUGAAGCUUUUGAACUACAACAACGUGUUGAAUUAGCCACCGAGGCCAAGAGUGUUUUGGAUUCUUGGGUCAGACAUGAAGAUAAUAUCAAGAAAUUGCAACAAAAGCAAUUGGUUGCUAGUGUUAAGGAUCGUAUUGAAAGCAUGUUGGGCGAUUCUAAGUUCCAAGAACAAGUAUUGAACGAAAGUGUUACAGAAAUUGAAAAUUUGUUGCGUUAA
Messenger RNA from Henningerozyma blattae CBS 6284, 732 nucleotides. It is a transcript of the gene ATP4, whose product is annotated as F1F0 ATP synthase subunit 4. Lineage: Eukaryota; Fungi; Ascomycota; Saccharomycetes; Saccharomycetales; Saccharomycetaceae. The transcript has a single exon. Gene Ontology annotation, molecular function: proton transmembrane transporter activity. Bases 1 to 732 code for a protein of 243 amino acids. The record is from RefSeq and is a predicted model, not a curated record. Gene Ontology annotation, biological process: proton motive force-driven ATP synthesis.